Branchiostoma belcheri (Belcher's lancelet) is the source of this 1257-nucleotide messenger RNA. RefSeq names its product 39S ribosomal protein L1, mitochondrial-like. Lineage: Eukaryota; Metazoa; Chordata; Leptocardii; Amphioxiformes; Branchiostomatidae. The coding region runs from base 220 to 1188 and encodes 322 amino acids. The transcript has 10 exons. The record is from RefSeq and is a predicted model, not a curated record.
CCACAAAGAAACCAAAAAUUUUUUGUACUAUAGAAUAAUCUUGGCUAUUAGACUCACCGAAGUCUACCAAAUCAAAAGAACUGUCUGUUACAUGGCCACGUUCUUAAUUCGGGCACAUCUCAAAGACACAACACGGCAAAAUCAUCUCUAGCUGAAUGCAAUCGUCUUCGGAAACCUUCGGAAGCCCUUAAUUACGGUUCGGGAAUUUCCGGAUCCAAGAUGGCUGCGCCCUGUAGAAAUGCUCGCGCCUUGGUGACCUGUGUACUUAGAUGUUCCUCAUGUCACGUCAGAACCCACUGGAAACCAGUUAGGCAGCCAUGCAUUUUUUCAAUGCAGCAAAGAAUGAAGACAUCCUACAGGACAUACAGCACACCAUCCAUCCAACAAGUACUAACAGAUGCAGAAGAGGAACAAAGACCUCUGAAACCUCCAAAUAGGGUCGCCUGGCACCCCACAGAUGAUGUCUACCAUAUAAGGUAUUAUCCCUGGUAUCCCAGCCCACUGGAGGAGUGUCUACAACAGAUGAGGAAAGCUGCAGAGUUGGAGUUCAGACAGCCUGACAUCUGGGUACAGAUCAGUCUGGAACUGGACACCAAGCUGCAGAAAAAGAAAAAGGUGGAGCCAUUUAUUGGAAGUGUCCACCUCCCCCACACUAUUACUGAGCCCAAGAAGAUACUGGUGUUUGCAACAGAUCCUGAUGAUAUUGAAGAAGCCAAGAAGUGUGGUGCUCACAUUGUUGGGGGCCCGGAGCUCAUCCAAGAGAUCCUACAGGACAAACUUGAGUUUGACUACUGUGUGUCAGUCCCCUCUCUUACCCAAGACCUCCAAGUCCUCAAGAAGAAGCUUCAGAAAAAGUUUCCCAAGAAAAAGAGAAACACAGUUGGACAUGACAUCUCCUACAUGGUUGACCUGUGGAGUAGAGGUCAGAAAUAUGCCGCCCUCACCUACAACCACCCUAAACAGGAGGGGAAGGGUCAUGUCAAUGUCAUCAUCGGGAGGCUGGACAUGACAGAUGAACAGCUGACUGAGAACAUUGACUGUAUGAUCAAGGCUGUCUGCUCACACAAGCCUCUCAGCUUCGGUCCGUUUGUGACAAGAGGCUUGGUACAUGCAAAAGGAACCCCGUCAUACAAGUUCCAAGUAGAACCGUUCCUUCCUGAAGAACCAAAAGAUGAUAUGUUUGAAUAAAAACUAAACUUUAAGUUGUAGUUGAUUGGCUAGAAGGGGUAUGUAUAGUACAAGUAGGUUUUUACAUCC